This is a messenger RNA of Aethalodelphis obliquidens (Pacific white-sided dolphin), 1913 nucleotides long. RefSeq names its product scleraxis bHLH transcription factor (gene SCX). The record is from RefSeq and is a predicted model, not a curated record. Bases 810 to 1421 code for a protein of 203 amino acids. Gene Ontology annotation, biological process: regulation of transcription by RNA polymerase II; developmental process. The transcript is spliced from 2 exons. Gene Ontology annotation, molecular function: protein dimerization activity; DNA-binding transcription factor activity, RNA polymerase II-specific; RNA polymerase II transcription regulatory region sequence-specific DNA binding. Lineage: Eukaryota; Metazoa; Chordata; Mammalia; Artiodactyla; Delphinidae.
ACUGGGGGUGGGGGGGUCGGUGGCCCAGAGAAAAGGCCCACGGGAGCACUCAGCAGGGGAACGGGGUGCUGGUGGGGGUUUCUCCAGAGCAGGAGCGCAGGCAGGACCCGGUAAAGUGGGCACACACAGCCUGGGCCAGACCUGGAGGUUGAUGCCAGGAGGGGGCAGGUGCAGGAGACACAGGCUGUGUCAUCAGGCGACCCCAGGCACAAACCUGAGAGGGGGCGGCCAAGGGAGCUGGGGCUGAACUCCAGCCCCUCAAAGCUGUUCUCUGCCCCCUCCUCCGGGCACAGAAGGCCCAAGUGUACAUGGGAGGGAGAGACAGACAGGGUGUGGCUAGGCGCUGGGGCCAGGGCAGCUGGGUUAACUUGGUCAUGCCAAGGAAGAAGGCCCGGGUCAUGGGUCCUGCUUGACCCUCCUGCCCCCCCACAAAGAGGGAGAAGAGGAGGCGGCACAGCCCCGGUACCACCCAGAAGGGGGCUCCCACUUUCCCCGCAUCCCCCAAAGACAGCAAGAUGCUCCAGGCCCCUUCACCGUGGCGCGAGAAGGCAGAGGGACAGAGGGCCCCUGCUCCAAGCGGCCUCCAGGGGCUGGGAGGCGGGGAGGAGGGCGGGCCGGCGCGGGGGAGGGGCCGCCUCGGCUAUAAAGGCCCGGCCCGCGGCCCUGCUCCAGCCCGGGACGUACACGUGCGCGCGGCGCCGCAGCCGCCACCGCGGGAGCCCUGAGACCCCGCGCCCCCCUGGCCUGGGCGGCGGCGGCGGCAGCGGCAUGCACAGCGCGCCGCGGAGCUGACGGCGGCCGCCGGCCCCAUGUCCUUCGCGAUGCUGCGCUCGGCACCGCCCGGCCGCUACCUGUACCCCGAGGUGAGCCCGCUGUCGGAGGACGAGGACCGCGGCAGCGAGAGUUCGGGCUCCGACGAGAAGCCCUGCCGCGUGCACGCGGCGCGCUGUGGCCUCCAGGGCGCCCGAAGACGGGCCGGGGGCCGGCGGGCGGGGGGCGGCGGCCCGGGGCCUGGGGGGCGGCCGGGCCGCGAGCCCCGACAGCGGCACACGGCGAACGCGCGCGAGCGGGACCGGACGAACAGCGUGAACACGGCCUUCACGGCGCUGCGCACGCUCAUCCCCACCGAGCCGGCCGACCGCAAGCUCUCCAAGAUCGAGACCCUGCGCCUGGCCUCCAGCUACAUCUCGCACCUGGGCAACGUGUUGCUGGUGGGUGAGGCCUGCGGCGACGGGCAACCCUGCCACUCGGGGCCCGCCUUCUUCCACGCGGCGCGCUCUGGCAGCCCUCCACCCCCGCCGCCCCCGCCCCCCGCCCGCGACGGCGAGAACGCCCAGCCCAAACAGAUCUGCACCUUCUGCCUCAGCAACCAAAGAAAGUUGAGCAAGGACCGAGACAGAAAGACGGCGAUUCGGAGUUAGAGGCGGACACUGCUGGGCCAUCCACGGAGAGCCCCCAUGGACCUGACUCGGGCACAGGCCUCCCUGAGGGCACCCCCCAGGCCAGCCCUGCCCCAGCUGUGAGCGGGGCCGAUGGACAGACAGGCGGUGGGACUCAGAGCUGGCCCAGCACUUGCCCAGCCCCACUGGAACUUUCCGUGCUGGCUCCCAACCUGGUUUUCUUCUGGUCGCUAUGUGCUGGCAUCUUUGAUACGAUAAUAUAAAGUCUGGAAACUUUGUAUAAUUAAAAGCAAAACAAUUAUCUUCUAAACACGGACGCACACUGUCCUCUCCAGCAAUCGAGAAUCCACCCUGAGCCGGAGCCCGAGCCCACCCCCCCACCCCUCAGGGCUCCGUGGGCCAAGGUACCCAGUUCUCGGGGAAGGUCCCCCACUUUCCCGGGCUCAGGGCCGGCGCGCCCAGCACCCCUGACCAGGGAACUACGGCGUGGGGUCCGAAGGAGACCUGUGAAGG